AUGCUCCAUCUGAAACUCAGGCCGAGCAUCCGACUACCACUGCUCCGACGGAACCACUCGACAACGAGCGCCCAGCAGACACUGGUCGAGAAGAUCGUCCAGAAGUAUGCCUACGACCAGCCAGCGACUAAGAGAAUCAGAUCGGGUGACUUCAUCAUGCUCAAGCCAGAACAUGUCAUGACCCACGACAACACCGCACCAGUCAUCAGCAAGUUCAAUUCCAUCGGCGCCUCAAAGAUCAACAACCCCCGCCAACCAGUCUUCACCAUCGACCAUGACGUCCAGAACAAAUCGCCUGAAAACUUGAAGAAAUACUCCAAAAUCGAGGCGUUCGCUCAUCUACAGGAUGUCGACUUCUUCCCCCCAGGAAGGGGCAUCGGCCACCAAAUUAUGGUUGAGGAGGGCUACGCCUUUCCGGGCUCACUCAUGGUCGCAUCCGACUCACAUAGCAACAUGUACGGAGGGAUAGGCUGUGUCGGUACACCAGUAGUCCGGACAGACGCUGCGGCGAUUUGGGCGACCCAGCGGACCUGGUGGCAAGUGCCAGAGAUCGUCAAGGUGGAGCUCAAAGGACGCCCACUCGGCGUGACGGGGAAGGAUAUCAUUGUUGGGCUGUGUGGGAACUUCAACCAAGACGAGGUGCUGAACACGGCGAUCGAGUUUGUGGGCGAGGGAGUGAAGAUGCUGAGCAUUGAUGAGCGGCUAGCGAUUGCGAACAUGACGACCGAGUGGGGCGCCUUGGCGGGUGUGUUCCCGAUCGAUGACACCCUGAUCGAGUGGUACCACGAUCUUCUGAAGAAGCGAGAAGCCUUGGCGGAGAUCAAGACCCAUUCUGGCCCACCACCCUCGCACCCCCGUCUGUCGUUCGAAAGGAUCGAGGCUCUCAGCCAACUCGCCAAGGAGCUUCGAGCGGACGAGGAUGCGUACUACUCCAAGACCUUGACGCUCGACCUCAGCACGCUUGUCCCACAGGUCUCUGGGCCGAACUCGGUCAAGCUCUCGACCCCAUUGCCCGAGUUGGAGGCCCAAGAAAUCGCAAUCCAGAAAGCCUACCUAGUUUCGUGUGUGAACUCGCGGCUUUCGGACCUUGCGGCGGCGGCGGAGGUGAUGAAAGGCAAGCGGGUGGCCGACGGGGUCGAGUUUUACGUCGCCGCCGCAUCCUCUGUCGUCCAGAUGGAAGCCGAACGGGCAGGCAUCUGGGCCACCCUAGUCGCCGCUGGCGCCAAGAUCCUCCCCGCCGGAUGCGGUCCCUGCAUCGGACUCGGCGUCGGCCUGCUGGAGAAGGGCGAGGUGGGGAUCAGCGCGACCAACCGGAACUACAAGGGCCGGAUGGGUCACCCCCUCGCACAAGCUUAUCUGGCCAGUCCUGCUGUCGUGGCUGCAAGUGCGAUUGCCGGGAAGAUCUGCGGCCCAAGCUCCUCCUCGGCCGCCCCAAGCUCCUCUAACUUGAAGCCUCAGAUCCAAAUCAUCGAACAUCCCAAGCCGACGAGGACCGCCUCUCCUUCCAAAGCAGACGACCAGACGACUGAGCCUCUGUUACCCAACUUCCCCGCCGUCUUCGGAGGCCCGCUGGUCUUCGCCCCCGCCGAUAACAUCAACACCGACGGGAUCUACCCCGGGAAAUAUACCUAUCAGGACGACAUCUCGCCGGAGGGACAGGCAGGGGUGGUGAUGGAAAACUACGACCGCUCGUUCGCGGAGACUGUACGGGACUUAUACCCUUCUCCUUCCACGGGAACCCUUCCGGCUCCCGCGGACAAGAACCUUACCGCCCGGGCCCAGCAGAGCCGGCUGACCGGAACAGGCGUCGUGCUCGUCGUCGGACAGAACUUCGGCACUGGCUCGUCCCGCGAACAGGCCGCCACGGCGCUCAGAAACGCCGGGAUCCCCCUAGUGAUUGCGGCCAGUUUCGGCGAAAUCUUCAAACGUAACGCGAUCAAUAACGGUCUCGUCUGUCUCGAAUCGAGAGAGCUCGUCGCUUUCUUGGAAUCUCAAUUCCUUCGGAAAGACCAAGAGCAAUCAUCUGCUGCUACUCUCGUCACUCAGUGGUCUUUACGGCUGGAUGCUCGAUCCGGUCAACUCGAAAUCUCCGACCCUCAGGGCUCAUCUUUGAAAGAGCCCGUCGUCUUUCAGCUCCAACCUAUCGGAAAAUCAGUCCAAGAAAUUUUUGUUGCUGGUGGAUUGGAGGGAUGGGUCAGAGAACGGAUAUGA
Molecule: messenger RNA, 2211 nt
Organism: Puccinia triticina
Lineage: Eukaryota; Fungi; Basidiomycota; Pucciniomycetes; Pucciniales; Pucciniaceae
Exons: 5
Coding region: 1-2211 (736 amino acids)
Biological process (GO): L-lysine biosynthetic process
Molecular function (GO): homoaconitate hydratase activity; 4 iron, 4 sulfur cluster binding
Source: RefSeq, a predicted model, not a curated record